CUCUCCCUCGGCGUUGCUGCUGGCGAGGAGGGGGACGGAGGGAGAGCACCUUGCUGUCUCUCUCUCGCUCUCUCUCUCGCUUUUUCUCUUUCUGUGUGAGUGCUUCUGCUCCGAUCUGGCACAAAUCGGCGUCUAACGGGAUGACCGGCGCAUAGGCUGCUGCUCAGUGAGGAGAGGAUAAUGUUGAAGGAGUGAAAAGUAAGACCCGGAGCGCUUGUGCAGACACUCGCCCUGGUCUCUGUUCUGCCUCUGCAAAGUGCUGUUUCACCCUUGUUCCGUCGUUCGCCGUCUCUGCACCCCUCGGGGAGCUUUGGAGAGCACCUGAUCUGAGGCGCAAAGCUUUGCUUUCCCUAGGACUGCACCACUGAGGCGAACCUUGGUUCGGUAGACACGGUCUAGGAUGGAGCUCGCUCUGUGUGCAGCUGGGCGGCAGAUCCUCUUUCCUCUGAUGCUGCUGCUCUCUUUAAGCUUGGGUGCAGCCUCCUCCAUUGUGAACAUGCGUAGGAUCACUCAUCCUACAGUACAACAAAUGUUGGCAGGCAAAGCCACUCUGCCUUGUGUCUUCACCCUCCAGACCAGCACCUCCACUGGGCCUCCUCACCUCCUGUGGACUCGUACUACGCUACCAGGGGGAGGACAAGGUGCUCCUUUGGAGCAGACUGUGCUUUCUGCUAAAGGCGAUGUAAUCAAGGUGAAUAAGGCUUUCAGUGGUCGCAUCAUGCUGCCAGGAUACGCUGCCAACCCUCUGAAUGCUACCAUGGAGAUCUCCAGCCUCCGUACCAAUGACUCAGGCACUUACCACUGUCAGGUUGUCACGGGCAACGACUAUGAGAGGGACACUGUUCCCCUGGUGGUGUCCGGUGUGGUGUUUCACUACCGGUCUCCCAGCGCUCGUUACGCCCUCUCGUUAAGUGACGCCCAGCGAGCCUGUCAGGAAAACUCGGCUCAGAUCGCCACUCCGGCCCAGCUGUGGGCAGCGUACCAUGACGGCUUCGCCAGCUGUGCCGCUGGCUGGUUGGAUGAUCAGACUGUUCGAUAUGCUGUCCAGGUUCCAGAGCUUGGCUGCUACGGACAUAAGGAGUACUCUGCUGGAGUGAGGAAUUAUGGGAAGAGAGACCCAAAAGAGCUGUUUGAUGUGUACUGUUUUGCAAAAGAAUUGGAUGGUGAGGUGUUUCACUCCUCGGUCCCAGGCAGACUGUCCCUUUCUUCUGCCUCCGACCGCUGUGUGUCCCUUGGGGGCCAGCUGGCCACAGUGGGGCAGUUGUACUUGGCCUGGAGGGCCGGCCUGGACAGCUGUGCCCCAGGCUGGUUGUCUGAUGGCAGCGUCCGCUACCCAGUGACCUGGCCUCGUGCUGACUGUGGAGGGACAGAGCCAGGAGUCCGCACGGUCACGCCCAAUGACACCGCUGACAACACUACAGCACUAUAUGAUGCCUACUGCUACAGAGGUAAAGUGAAGAACACAGGCUCCAUCUCUCAGAUCUACACCUCCCUGUGGAAGCCCUGGAGCUACCUCGCAGGCUCAAGCGAUGCUGACUCUACAGGGACAGCUAGUCCCGACGUGACUUCACAACAAACCACCACAAUCAGAGAGUCACCAGAUGACAGCGAGCUUUCACCUUCCAACUGGACGGGAUUGGUUGACCUAGAAGAGGAGGACUCAUUUCACAGUGCUGAUGUCUCCUCAGACCCCUGGUCCUCAGAGUCCUCGACAGCAUAUGUAACCCUCCAGUUAAUCCCAGGACAGAACUCCUUUGACUGGGGAGAGUCACUGGAGCCUGGACCAGACUCUGAGGAGUUUCUCCUGCCCCCAGUCCAUCCAACUCCUCCUGAGAAGAAGGUUAUUUCCAAAAUCGUCAAGUCCAUUUGGAAACCUUGGAACUAUCUGAUGGGGACUGAAGAUGAGGAGGGAACCCAAUCACCGAGUGAAGAGUCAGAGGAAGAGAAGAUUGUGACGAAAAAGGUCGACCAGGGUUCACAGGAAUCCAGUACAGCAUCAUCAGGUUUGCUUUCUUGGGGAACGCCAUGGUUCAGCAGUCCCCCAGGAGAGAGCACCACACCAGCGAGUGAAGAUUCACCCACUCAUCUGGCAUCUACUUUGGCUGCCUCCAGAAUAUCUAUGACUACAGAGAGCAACAAGAGCUGGGAGAACUCAGAGACACCCACGUCCACAACCUCCAGGCCUGCACCUGAAAUCCCCUCCUCCAGCGGAGACGCCUGGAUCCGUGUCGAUGCCGAGACCACGACUCAGCCUGGAGACAAGAGGGAGGAGACGGUGACCUCCAGAGCCAGUGGGAGAGGACGAGGAAGAGGGAAGAAGAACAGAGGGGAGGACAGGAGCAGGGGAGAAGAGAAGGGGAGAGGAGAGGAGAGAGGGAAGGCAGAGGAGGAGGGAAGUGGAGAAAUCACCGGGGCAGAAGCAAAAGGGGAGAUACAGGUCUCACGCCGGCCAGUCGGAACAAGCAAACCAAGAGAAAGAUCCAGAGAAAGAUCCAGAGAGAGAGGUCACAGGAGAGGACACUCCACGACUACCACAACCACAACCACAACUGACACGACCACAACCACAGCUGACACGACCACAACUACAACUGACACAACCACAACUACAGCUGACACGACCGCAACCAUAGCUGACACCACCGCAACCAUAGCUGACACAACCACAACUACAGCUGACAUGAUCACAACCAUAGCUGACACAACCGCAGCCAUAGCUGACAUUAGCACAACCACCACCAUCACCACUGACAGGCCUCAUGAGCCAACAGACAUGACCACAUCUGGUACAGAAAGUGACUUUCCUACUUCCAAAUCCUCCCCCGCUUUACCAGAAGCAGAAAAGUCAUCCCUGUCAGUCUCAGAUGCCCCAUAUCAGACACUAUCUUCAUCUCCAUCUGCACCCCCAUCCACCAUGCCAUCCAUCUCUUUCUUCGAGCCAUCCCAAUCUGAAACUGAGUCUCAUUUUCUCCCCUCAUCUAUCCCCUCUUCCUUCUCCCCAACUCUAACCCCUUCCUCACCUCCACUCCAUCCCCAAACCCCAUCUUUUUCACCUUCAGUCCCUUCUAACGUCCCAUCAGAGGCUCAAACUGUUGGAUUGGGAGACACGGCUACAUCACCUCAUUCAAAAAAUCAGGAAAGCUCCACUGACGCCCUAACACCACUUCACUUAGUCCCAGUGGAGAAGGUGGUGGUGAACGGCUCUCUGGAUAACCCUCUGUCACUGUCGGGACCCCCAGAUGAGGAGGAGCCUGCCUGGUCUCAUUCUGUGGGCUCAGGGGCCCUGUUACCUGUCACCAUGGAGGAAGAAAGCAGCAGCACAGGAGGAGGAGGAAUCAACAUCAGCACCACAGCGCUCAGUCCAACAUCUGAGGUGGAGCCCUGCAUGACAAACCCGUGUCUGCACGGAGGGAAGUGCCUUCCUCAGGGAACGGGCUACACCUGCUACUGCCCACAAGGAUACACUGGGGAGAACUGUGAGAUUGACGUUGACGACUGCCAGUCCGAGCCUUGUGCAAAUGGAGGCACUUGCAUCGACAAGAUUGAUUCCUUCCUCUGCCUUUGCCUGCCCAGCUACGGAGGAGACAUGUGUGAGAAAGAUGUUGAAGGUUGUGAGCACGGCUGGAGGAAGUUCCACGGCCACUGCUACAGGUACUUCACCCACAGACACACCUGGGAGGAUGCAGAGAAAGACUGCAGAGAGCACAGCGCCCACCUCAGUAGUGUCGUCUCUGCUGCCGAGCAGGAGUUCAUCAACGGUCUCGGUCACGACAACGCCUGGAUCGGUUUGAACGAUCGCACAGUGGAAGAGGACUUUCAGUGGACCGACACCAACGAUUUGGUUUACGAGAACUGGAGGGAGAGCCAGCCCGAUAACUUCUUUGCAGGUGGCGAGGACUGCGUGGUGACCAUUGCCCAUGAGGACGGCAAGUGGAACGACGUGCCCUGCAACUACAACCUGCCCUACAUCUGCAAGAAAGGCACAGUGUUAUGCGGGACCCCACCUGCGGUGGAGAAUGCCCAUUUGAUAGGUCGGAGGAGAUCACAUUAUGAUAUCCAUUCAGUGAGGCGCUAAAGUGCUUUGAAGGCUU
This is a messenger RNA of Oreochromis aureus, 4091 nucleotides long. RefSeq names its product neurocan core protein-like. The record is from RefSeq and is a predicted model, not a curated record. The transcript is spliced from 19 exons. Bases 401 to 4075 code for a protein of 1224 amino acids. Gene Ontology annotation, molecular function: calcium ion binding; hyaluronic acid binding. Lineage: Eukaryota; Metazoa; Chordata; Actinopteri; Cichliformes; Cichlidae. Gene Ontology annotation, biological process: cell adhesion.